AUGGUUGAUCUCAGUGGAUACGUCAUCAUCCUUAUUAACGACAAUGGAAAAAUUAAAUUAUAUGGAUCCUCGGCUGACAAUGCCGAGUAUCCGGAAGUCAGCGAUGAAAUUCUGGAGGUCAACGGACGGACACUGGAAAAUGCUACUGAUACUGAAGUCAGUCAGCACAUUCACCAGGUGAUUUUUAUUUUAAUUUUUAUUUGCAUCAGAUCAGGAACAAUUAGUCUUCAGGUGACUAGAAGAGCAGGCCACAAAAUGAAUCAUCAGAGGAAUAGUUUAUUUUUUGAUAUGGAUUUUAAAUUUAUUGAUGAAGAAGAUGAAGAAUUGGAUGGUCCAAAUGCUGAUAAGAUACGUGAUGCCUGGGUGAUUGCAUUAGAAAGAGGCGCAAGAGAACGUUUGCAAAAAUUACCAGCAUUAAAAAAAGUAAAGCCACGUGAUAUCCAGGCAAUAUUACAUCAACAGGAUGAUCAUUAUAGUAACAAAGAAGUUUUAGAAAAACAACGAAAUUAUUCUGACGAACCAAAAUUACUGCAUCCAUCAGUAACGUCAAAAUUAGGCGAAAGACGAUCGAGUAGCCCGUUUCAAAAUGGCAGAACAGAAGUCCUGAUCGGAGAACCAGAAGGUGGACCAAGAUCUCCACGUGGUUCAACUUCUUCGGCGAUUAAUGACUUUCUGAGUACCGACAAUCCAGAACCUAUUUGCAGGGGUCUUGAGGCCCUGAAUGGAACGCCUCCUCCGAUGAGUCAUCCGGACACCGCGAGUUUGGUAUUAGGGUCCCGCCGGCGCAGCGCCACCAGCGUGAACGACAUCCAACUGCAAAACAACAAUAACUCUCCAUCGCUACGUGAAUCAAAGGAUUCACGUAGCCCCCACAUUCCUCCAGAUGAGAUGUGGGUCCCGGGGGUAACCCCGGGUCACCACCGUGAGUUACCAGUCGACGUUCCCGACACUCUUCUCCAGCAAGCGUACGCAAACAAUAAGGUAAUCUUACCACUGUCACCUCCCCCGGCACCACCACUACCAAAAACAACCGACUCUCCAGUAGCAGUAACAGUUUACCCGUCGACAAAGUUAACUACCACCACCAACAACAACAACAACAACAACAACAACAACAACAACAACAACAACCAGCGGCCCGGAAACGAUUUGCCGCUUUCAGACCUGCGCGAGCUAACCCUAAACAUUAAAAACGAUUCAUCUUAUCACCACAAAAACCUUCAUCAUACCCCGCGAAAUAACCUAGACGCUGCGCUCCCAGUCAACGAUCUCUCCGGCUUCACUCACUUAAUCGAAAUAACAGUUGACAAAAAUUCAGAUAACUCCAGCAACGACUCCACCACCAAGUCGCCGAUCCUCUCGAUAUUCGACGAGAUAGACAGUCCGACCAGCAACCACUCUCACCUUCAGAUAAAGGAGUCCAACGUUGACAUCGACGACGACUACCCUUUCGCCAAAGAAGACUAUCCCACCAUGCUAAAGACCUGCAGCGACGAUUCCGCGAGUCCUAGGUCUUCCUCAGGCCGGUCUGACUCGACAACCGCUUUAGAUACUAGUCUAAUAAUCCCCGGAAAAGAGUCUCCGCUGUACGACGCGAGAAGAAUAGACCUGGGCUCUCCCUGUCGCACUAUUCCGGAUCUCAGUAUCUACGGAAUGACCCGCGAGACAACCUCCUUUGAUAAUCCAGCCUACGGACUGGAUUUGCAUCAAGGUUUGCUGAUCCGGUCUGAUGAAGUCCUAGAUCUUAGAAUCAUCGGAGACAAUUGCAAGAACUGCGAGAUAAUUCCCAUCGGAAAGCCUGAAAAAUCUCUGGGUAAAAAAAAGAAACCUAAGAACACUUCUAGCUUUGAUGUAGAUCUAAUUGCUGCCAAGUCUACCGAUGAUCUGCUGGCUGCUGAUCUCACGGGGUUCGUUGCUAGAACCAGCAUCAAGAAACCCCCGAAAAAAAGCAACCUUCCAGUGCUUCCAACUCCUCCGCCUUUGCCUCCGCAGGUUCCGACUAUCAACGGGUAUUCCACUUUGAGAAAUGACAGCCACAAGAGCAGCUCUCGAGGAUUUAGAGAAGUCGCAGUUGAUUGUCCUCCGGACUUUAUUCCGGUGACUAAAAGCCACCCGAUUUACCCGCCUCCGAACAAGCUCGAGGCGAAGAAUAAAAACAGUGAUAGCAAAGUAUUAACUGAUAGGAGCAAAUCUAAAGAGAGUGUGGUUGCGUUGGAUGACAAUGAUGGGCAAAAGGUAAGACUAAAAAGUCUUAAGCACCCGGGUAAGCUUUUAACACCACGACCAAUUUCUGUAUUGUCUAACACUAUUCCUAACAUAAGCCCUAACAAGAUUAUGAAAAAUCGAAAAACUCUUCCGAUGUCUUACAGACUUUCUGAUGACGAUAAAGCCGCUAAUUUUGCACUGAUGAUUGAUGAUGACAACUCCUGUGUUGGGUUAUCAUUCUCGAGACUCUAUAGCUUUCGAAACGAGAGCUUUGAUAAUAAAACAAACAGCAUCAAGUCGAUGGUUAAUAACAAUGAUGAUGUUUUGGGUACAGAUAGGGAUUUUGAUCAGUCUAAAGGUAAUGGCGUUAAACCAUUAUUACCACCGAGAGAUCAAAAACGUGCGCCGGCUCGCCCGCCAAAAGAUAACCUACGUUUAUCCACGCGUAAUAGUACUAUUAAUGAUAACAAUGACAAUACUAGUAGUAAUACCGGAAUAGAAUCAUCGAUAGUAUCACAACCGACGCCACAGCAAUUGCAAACGAUCCAAAAAUACAAGGAACAAUUGAGACAGCGCAAAGACUUUGAGGAGAGACGGGAAUUUCUGAACCAAUCUUUGCGCGGUUCACAGAAACUCCAUGCUCUUGAGAGCCAUGCCAAACAACUUGCUGGACAGGAAAAUCCGGCUUACAGCCAAGAUGAGGUUACAAACACUACGGGGAAUGUACGGAAGGAAAAAGAACAAACUUCGGGUCAAGCUAGUCCGAAAGUUGCUGCUGAUGAAUUGCCAGCAGAAGAUCCGAAAAUUUUAUCAACUCUGGAAAGAUUACAAUUACAAUUAAGGAAUCUAUCAGGUGCCUUAGGUAUAUCAGGACCAGGAGUAGAAGCCGAAUUAGAAGCAGUCCGUUCAUUAGUCCAACAGCGUCGUUUCGCGACGGCAUUAGCGACCCACAAUUUUAUAAAAACAAAACUUCAUACCGGAAAAUUGCACAAAGCUUACAAUGAUGACGCGUCAAAUUUAGCGCGUGAUUGCGUUGAAUUAUUCGAAGAAUGUCAAACAACCCAGACUGUUAAAUCGCCCGAAACAUUAGCGAUAAUUGAAGAAUUAACUGGGUUAUUAACCAGUUAUGACAUGGAAGGAUUAUUAUUUGCUCACGAUUCAAUAAUUUCAUAUUGCGACGGCAUACAAUUAAAAGACGGUCCAUUGUCAUCGUCAGCAAGUGAGCAAUCAUUAAGUCGUCAUUCGAGUUUGCGUGACUCGUUGCGUAAUACCGAUAAUAUUAAAAUAAUUAAAAUAGAAAAAACCAAUGAACCACUUGGUGCUACUGUACGUAAUGAGGGAGAUGCUGUCAUCAUAGGACGCGUUGUCCGUGGAGGCGCUGCUGAUAAAUCAGGGCUGUUUAAUGAAGGCGAUGAAGUACUUGAAGUUAAUGGCGUUGAAAUGCGUGGAAAAAGUGUUAAUGAAGUGUGCGACAUACUCGCUAGCAUGCAAGGCAGCUUAACAUUUAUAGUUUUACCAGCUUCGGCAGUCGUCCGCAGUAACAGUGACAGUAGUAGACUUGAAGAUAAUAAUUUGAUACAUCACGUAAGAGCGCACUUUGAUUACGAUCCUGAAGAGGAUCCUUACAUCCCAUGCCGUGAAUUGGGUAUAAGUUUCCAGAAGGGCGAUGUAUUGCACGUAAUAUCUCAAGAUGACUCUAAUUGGUGGCAGGCUUAUCGUGAAGGCGAAGAAGAUCAAACUUUAGCCGGCUUAAUACCAAGCCAAGCGUUUCAACACCAUCAUAAAAGGCCAAUAGUACUUAUAGGACCGCCGAAUAUUGGACGCCAUGAAUUGAGACAACGUCUAAUGCAAGACAGCGAACGUUUUGCUGCAGCUAUACCACAUACAAGUAGACCACGAAAAGGAUCUGAAGUUGACGGGCAGGAUUACCACUUUAUAACCCGGCAGCAGUUCGAGACAGACAUCGUGGGUCGUAAAUUUGUGGAGCAUGGGGAGUAUGAAAAAGCUUAUUACGGUACAUCUAUCGAAGCAAUACGUAGUGUCGUUAAUUCCGGUAAAAUUUGUGUAUUAAAUUUACAUCCGCAGAGUUUAAAAAUAUUACGUAAUUCGGAUUUAAAACCUUAUGUCGUGUUUGUCGCACCACCUAGUUUAGAAAAGUUGAGGCAAAAGCGAAUUAAGAACAAUGAAAAUUACAAAGAAGACGAGCUUAAAGAUAUUAUUGAAAAGGCACGCGAUAUGGAAGACAAGUACGGACAUUUAUUUGAUAUGAUUAUUAUUAAUAAUGAUACCGAUCGUGCUUACAAUCAACUUUUAACAGAAAUUAAUUCUUUGGAGAGAGAGCCUCAGUGGGUACCUGCCACUUGGGUUCAGUGA
Cotesia congregata is the source of this 4578-nucleotide messenger RNA. The record is from the annotation of a GenBank genome assembly. Lineage: Eukaryota; Metazoa; Arthropoda; Insecta; Hymenoptera; Braconidae.